GUUACGUUUCCACCUUCGAACAUUUUAUAUACUCAUGACAACUGCACCUCUUAUAUUAAACUAGUACUACUCAUUAUCUUUGAAUACCAGACCUCAUUAAAAUCUGAUGAAUUCUACAGAAAAAGAAGUAAAAGUAGAUCUCCCAGGGUUUAUUAGAGUCUACAAAGAUGGCUCAGUUGAGAGACUAUUUGGCUCACCACAAGUUCCUCCAACCCUUGAAGACCCACAAACCGGCGUAUCCUCGAAAGAUGUUAACAUCUCCAUUGACACAAAUCUCUCAGCUAGGCUCUACCUUCCAAAACUGAUCACAAAAAAGCUUCCCACCUUAGUCUACUUCCAUGGUGGCGGCUUCUGUGUCGAAUCUGCCUUUUCUUUUCCUCAUCAACGCUACAUGAACAUCUUAGCCUCUCAAGCCGGGGUGUUGAUUGUUUCGGUAGAAUAUAGGCUUGCACCUGAACACCCUCUUCCCACUGCUUAUGAAGACUGUUGGACCGCUCUCAACUGGGUUGCCUCGCUUUCGGACCCUUGGUUAGCUAGCCAUGGAGAUCUCGAAGCGCUCUUCAUUGGGGGUGACAGUUCCGGAGCCAAUAUAGCCCACAACUUAGCCAUGAGGGCAGGUACUCAGAACUUGGAGAAUGGGGUUAACAUCCUAGGAGCUUUUAUUUCGAGCUCACAUUUCUUGGAUGAGCCAGGUGCGUCAGCCACUGGCAUCCAGAUGGGGUAUAGAGUCUGGAACUUUGUUUAUCCAGACGCGCCUGGUGGUCCGGACAGCCCUAUGAUUAAUCCCAUGUGUGCUCAAGCACCGAGUUUAGCGGGGCUUGGAUGCUCGAGGUUGCUUGUUUUGGUGGCUGAAAAGGAAGAUCAUAGAAAUACUCAAGUGAGGUACUAUGAAGCAGUGAAAAACAGUGGAUUUCAAGGGAAAGUGGAGUUGUUUGAGACCAAAGGAGAAGGUCAUUGUUUUCAUAUUUUUAAUCCAGAUACUGAGAAUGCUAAGCUUAUGUUCCAACGCCUUGCUUCUUUUCUUCAGAAGUGAUUGUGAUGGUAUUUUAGUCGUAUAUUUCUACCUAGUGAACUAUGUUGGAUUGAUUUAGGAGUAUUUUCUAAUUUUAUAUAGGAAAAUUUGCUAAACAAAUAUCUUUUAAAAGUUCAAUUUUGUGAAAAAAAACUUUUAAAACAUUCGUUGCAAAAACAAACCAAAAAAUUAAUUUUUUUUUUACAAGAUAAAACAUAUUCUCAUUUUCUGUUGUGGUUUUUGAGAUGAAUAAGGUGGCACUUUUAUUUUCUUUUAAUCCUCUAUUUUUAUUAACUGCAACACCACCCCUAUGCAUCUCAAAAACCACGUUGGAAAAUGAAAAUAGGUUUCAUCUUUCAAAAAAAAUUAAAUUCGUGGUUUAUUUUUGCGAAUAAUGCUUUAAAAGAUUUUUUUCACAAAAUUGAAAUUUUAAAAGGUUAUUUUUGACAAAUUUUUCUUCUAUUUAUAAGAGUUUAAAUAGAUUGAUUUUGAGAUAAAUACUUAGAGAUAAUAUUUUCGGAAGUAUUGUGUUAAGAAACAUUUCGAUAUCUCCUUCUGCUACUCUAGUUGGUGUUUAUUGGUUAUACUAUUAAUACUUUCCCAAUUCCCAUGAUCAAUAAUAUUAUUUGAGCAUUUGCCUUCAACCUAAACUUAACAAACUCAAACUCGUAAUUCUUUCUUAUUUGGUCAGCAGUAAUAAAGUUUUCAAUAAUUGGUAAGAGGCUCAUAUUUUGAGGUUCAAGGUUAUUCUAGCGGCUGAAAAAGAUCCUUCUUUCAUCCAUAUGAUAUUGACAGGGGCUCAAUUCUUAGCUAUUGUAGGAAGGACUCCCAAUAUCUCUCCCUUUUUCCAAAGAAAUUCUCCUUACCUAAAAAAAAAAAGGUUUGUAAUACAUAUACUUUGUAAGUUGUAGUAAUAGAGCUUUGCGUUCUAAAAAUAAACUCCCUAUUCUGCUUCCUCCAUUUCUUAAUAAAUACAUAAUAUGAACUUUUUACAUUAUUGAAAA
Molecule: messenger RNA, 2016 nt
Organism: Beta vulgaris subsp. vulgaris (sugar beet)
Lineage: Eukaryota; Viridiplantae; Streptophyta; Magnoliopsida; Caryophyllales; Amaranthaceae
Product: 2-hydroxyisoflavanone dehydratase
Exons: 1
Coding region: 107-1033 (308 amino acids)
Molecular function (GO): hydrolase activity
Source: RefSeq, a predicted model, not a curated record